Messenger RNA from Saccharomyces kudriavzevii IFO 1802, 789 nucleotides. It is a transcript of the gene COG2, whose product is annotated as Golgi transport complex subunit COG2. The transcript has a single exon. The record is from RefSeq and is a predicted model, not a curated record. The coding region runs from base 1 to 789 and encodes 262 amino acids. NCBI's taxonomy places the organism in Eukaryota, Fungi, Ascomycota, Saccharomycetes, Saccharomycetales, Saccharomycetaceae.
AUGGAUCUGUUGAAUGAUGAUGAACUAGACUUAGAUUUACCUGUAACUGCAGAAAUAUCUAAGGAGCUGUUUGCAACAGAAAUCGAGAAGUAUCGUGAAUCUCGUAGUAAUGGGGCCGAUAUUGCUGGCUUUGACGUUGACAGAUUUUUGAUACAGAAAAACUUUCACUAUCUUCCCCUUGAUUUCCUUAUUAGAGAUUUAUCCAGCCUUUCGCAGAAAAUGGUUGAAACACUGUUAGAAGAGAUAAGAAAUAAUUACAACGACUAUUUAACUUUCUCCAGUACUUAUACGGACGAGGAGAACGAAACAUUAUUAAAUUUAGAGAGGACACAAAGUGACCUCCAGCAAUUCAUGACUCAGUUGGGUCAUUUGAUACAGAAUGAUAUCACCAAUACACAAGAGAUCAUAAAGGAUGUCUUGGAAUACUUGAAGAAAUUGGAUGAAAUUUACGGUUCAUUACGCAAUCAUUCACACCUGACAGAAGCGCUAUUACUGGGGAAAAAGCUGAGUAUAUCUCUUCAUGAAAUGUGUGGCAUAGAACCAUUAGAAGAGGAAAUAUGUUCUGGUUUAAUUGAGCAAUUGUAUGGUUUGGUCACAACGUCACGUCGAAUAUUGGAAUCCUUUGUUGCUUCGAAUUCGCCAUAUACUCAUCACUUACGUAAUGAUUACCAAGACCUUCUGCAAGAAUUUCAAAUCUCCCUGAAAAUUUUGACGGAAAAGUGCCUAGAAGACCCAUCAAGCUUCCAAAACCUAUCUUUGACUCUAGUCUCCAUGAUGAAAACCCGGUAA